AUGGCUAGAGACAUUGUCAGAUAUGGCCCAGUCGCGCCCUCAAUGGCGCUCGUGCAUCCAAGCUAUUGCCUUCAAUGCAUAGCUCCUUGGCCAACCCCCCCCCCCCUUGACAGCCCACUGCACCUCAAUCCGGGGAAACACUCAAAGCACUCAAUAACGCCACCAUACCCGACCGUUACCCCAUCCCAUGGUCAUGUGCUACGCAUGCCGAAACACCAUCUACCGAGACAAGUGUUGUUCUCCGUGCCUCCUUCAGGAUGGCGCAAAUCGCGAGGUGGACAGCAUAUGACUUGGCAGAAAGGCGUCAAAGAGAUCACGAAGAGUUUGGGUGCCGUUGGUGUUGUGCGACUUCCAGGAUUGGGUUCCCGUGACCCCGUCUGUGCUUGGCUGGAGACGUUGCAAGAAAUGGCGGCUAAUCGACGUCAGUGGCGUUCGUGCUGUCAGUUUCUUUCCAGAAUGUCUGAUUGA
Opisthorchis viverrini is the source of this 468-nucleotide messenger RNA. RefSeq lists its product as hypothetical. The record is from RefSeq and is a predicted model, not a curated record. The coding region runs from base 1 to 468 and encodes 155 amino acids. The transcript is spliced from 2 exons. NCBI's taxonomy places the organism in Eukaryota, Metazoa, Platyhelminthes, Trematoda, Opisthorchiida, Opisthorchiidae.